Messenger RNA from Salvia hispanica, 471 nucleotides. The record is from RefSeq and is a predicted model, not a curated record. Lineage: Eukaryota; Viridiplantae; Streptophyta; Magnoliopsida; Lamiales; Lamiaceae.
AUGCAUCGUCCUCUGUUUAUGCCUAUCGUUGGUGCAUUAGAGAGAAGGUACGAGUUUUUCAGAAUCAGGGAGGAUGCGGCUGGCAAACCCGGACACACGCCAUUACAGAAGUGUACGGCCGCAAUCAGGCAACUGGCGUACGGAGGCCCGGCCGACAUGUUCGACGAGUACCUCCACAUUGGGGAGUCUUCAGCCGUCGAGUGUCCGUUGGAGUUUUGCGCGGGCGUUAGAGCGAUAUUCGGGGAUCAGUAUCUUCGGCGUCCGAGCCCCGAAGACUGCCAGCGGCUGAUUAAUAUGCACGGGUCGGUGCACGGGUUCCCUGGGAUGUUGGGCAGCAUCGAUUGUAUGCAUUGGGAGUGGAGGAACUGCCUCGCCGCCUGGAAGGGGAUACACACUUCCGGCUUCAAAGCCAAGCAUCCCACGUUGAUCCUUGAAGCUGUAGCUGACUACCGGCUAUGGAUAUGGAAAUAG